AUAUCCUCUUCCACAACUCUCCCCAUUGAUCAGUACUUUUCUUCUAUAUAUUUUAGGUACUACUACAACAUACUUCUUCAUUUUCUGCCUUCCUCCAAUGGCUGUCUAUGAAGCUAAUCAAACUUACCAACCAUCAACUCAUCUAGCCGUCACUAGACCAACUAUAUCCACUGUGGAUAUUGAACGACCACAAACUAUCAAAGAAGCCAGUCUGGAAGGCGAGGACCACUUUGACUACUCUCAAAGGGCACAGUGGUUACGGGCCGCUGUUCUUGGAGCCAAUGAUGGCUUAGUUUCAACAGCUUCAUUGAUGAUGGGAGUAGGAGCUGUUAAAGAGGAUGUGAAGUUUAUGAUUCUUACUGGUUUUGCCGGUUUGAUAGCUGGGGCUUGUAGUAUGGCCAUAGGAGAAUUCGUUUCGGUUUAUUCACAACUUGACAUAGAGGUCGCGCAAAUAAAGCGAGACAAUCUUGCAAGAAAAAAUGAGGAAGAGGAUAGUAAUGCUGAGAAGGAAAAUUUGCCAAACCCAUUUCAAGCAGCUGGAGCAUCCGCGGUUGCAUUUUCUAUUGGUGCUAUUGUACCAAUAUUGGCAGCGGCAUUUAUAAAAGAUCAUAAGGUGAGGAUGGGAGUGGUGGCAGGAGCGACGAGUUUGGCCUUGUUGGUGUUCGGAGUGUUAGGGGCCAUCUUAGGGAAAUCACCUUUGUUGAAAUCUUCCUUGAGGGUCUUAUUUGGUGGAUGGAUUGCCAUGGCUAUAACAUUUGGAUUGACAAAGUUGGUUGGUAAAAGUGGACUUUAAUCUGUCCGCGCUAACCACCUGCUCAUCAAUGUUAUUGGUGUGCUUUUAGUUUACUUCUAUAUAUAGUUCUUCUUAAUUUCGUGUAAUGAUUGUGUAACCAUCUAGCUAAGGCCUAGGUGUUCAAGAUGUGCUAAAAUUUCAAGUAAUAAUACUAGAGAGUUGAAUUUCGUCGUUCCAUAAUUUGAAAA
Molecule: messenger RNA, 981 nt
Organism: Papaver somniferum (opium poppy)
Lineage: Eukaryota; Viridiplantae; Streptophyta; Magnoliopsida; Ranunculales; Papaveraceae
Product: vacuolar iron transporter homolog 1-like
Exons: 1
Coding region: 98-793 (231 amino acids)
Biological process (GO): intracellular manganese ion homeostasis
Cellular component (GO): membrane
Molecular function (GO): manganese ion transmembrane transporter activity; iron ion transmembrane transporter activity
Source: RefSeq, a predicted model, not a curated record